Lolium rigidum is the source of this 801-nucleotide messenger RNA. RefSeq names its product homeobox-leucine zipper protein HOX15-like. The transcript has 4 exons. Gene Ontology annotation, biological process: regulation of DNA-templated transcription. Bases 1 to 801 code for a protein of 266 amino acids. The record is from RefSeq and is a predicted model, not a curated record. Lineage: Eukaryota; Viridiplantae; Streptophyta; Magnoliopsida; Poales; Poaceae. Gene Ontology annotation, molecular function: sequence-specific DNA binding; DNA-binding transcription factor activity, RNA polymerase II-specific.
AUGGCGCAGGAAGAUGUGGACCUAGCCCUGGGUCUCUCCGUCGGCUCCGGCUCCGGCACUGGCAACCCCCACCUGCUUCAGCCGAAAGAAGCACCGCCGCUGGAGCCAUCGUUGACCCUGAGCCUAACCAUCGCCGUAAAGAGGGAGAAAGUGGAGGAGGAGAACAAGAGGGCCAUGAUCUACUACUCCGCGGCAUCGUCAGCGGCGGAUGACGACAUUGAGGGGUGCAACAACAGCGGUAGCAGCCGGAAAAAGCUGAAGCUAACCAAGGAGCAGUCGGCGCUCCUGGAAGGUCGCUUCAAGGAGCACAGCACUCUCGACACGAAGCAGAAGACAGCUUUAGCAAGGCAGCUCAACCUCAGGCCAAGGCAAGUUGAGGUCUGGUUCCAAAACAGAAGAGCCAGGACAAAGCUGAAGCAAACGGAGGUGGACUGCGAGCUCCUGAAGCGCUGCUGCGAGACUCUCACCGAGGAGAACCGGCGCCUCCAUCUUGAGCUCCAGCAACUCCACCACCAACAACAACGCCACCCAACCGCGUUCUUCAUGCCCGCAGCCGCCAUGCUCUCCGUCUGCCCCUCCUGCGACCGCCUCGCCCCUGCACCCGGCGGCUCCGCCAUCGAAUCUUGCCGUACACGGUCGAGCUCCUUCCUCCCUGCAGAGCUCCCCUUUUUGAUUCGCAUCGGCCCAAUUCAUGCCACUCCAUCGUGGGUUCGACCUGAGGAUUCGGCCGCCUCUUCCUCCCCUUGCCGUCCAGCCACCUCAAACUCCGCAGUUGGCCGGAUCUGCAGCUCCUUCGCCUGA